Molecule: messenger RNA, 1467 nt
Organism: Babesia bigemina
Lineage: Eukaryota; Apicomplexa; Aconoidasida; Piroplasmida; Babesiidae
Exons: 2
Coding region: 1-1467 (488 amino acids)
Biological process (GO): transmembrane transport
Cellular component (GO): membrane
Molecular function (GO): transmembrane transporter activity
Source: RefSeq, a predicted model, not a curated record
AUGACAACGUCGGUGGCAAAACCCGCAACACAAAAAUCAACGAAAAAGGGUGACUACAAUGUGCUGGCGAAAGCACUGUAUUUUAUGGUAUCAUUCUUUGAAGGCUACGACCAGCAAGUGUUAUCCAUGUGUAUGAGGGCUUUCGAGUUAACAUUGGGAUUUUCCCAGUCUCAGUUGUCUACUUUGGCGACCGUGUCUACCAUGUCCCGCAUGGGUUGCUGCAUAAUUUGGGGGUUGCUCGCGGAUGAAAAUGACUCCAAUCACGUACUUGGUGCUGGUUUAAUAUUGAUGGGUAUAGCAUCGAUUUUUUUAAGUUCCGCUUCACACUACAAAGUGAUUCUUUUCCUGCGCUUCUUGCACGGCUUUGGAUUCGCUUGCGUCUACCCGGUUCAACAAAAGAUUGUUGCAGAGUCAACAGAACAAAAGGAGUCGGAGAUUGAGCAAACUCAACAGCCUUCCGAGUCUCAAUCUUCAACAGGAGAAACACGGAAAAGGAAAAAAAAGUCUAAUAGUAUAUUCACGUAUUUUCAAGCAUUGAACUGCAUUGGACGAUUGCUGUGUGCGGUAAUAACUACGAUUAUUGCACGCAAAGUUUUAUUGGGAUAUUAUGGUUGGCGCACGUCUUACGUUGUAUUGGGGUACGUAUGGAUAUUGUUUGGUAUUGGUAUCGAAUGUGGUAUGAUACUACAGAAGGGUAAAAAUGUACAACAAUGUGAUUCUCAAGAUGGCAAACUUGCGCAGCGUAUAGCGGAUUCAUUUUCGGAAGUUUUUAAAAAGAAGCCGACUGCAUUGAUUUCGAUAUUUACACUAUUCAUUGCGGAAGCUCCAAUGUGUGCAUUUAAUUACAUGACCAUAUAUCUGCAAUAUUUGGGGGUAUCCGACACAAUGGCAGGCGUUGCAAUUGCCGUCACACUGAUCGGUGGUGCAGCGGGAAGUGGAGCGGGGGGAGAAGUUAUAGAGAAAAUGUCAGAAAAAUAUGAUCAUUUUGAACUCGGUUCUGGAAUUGCAGUAAUGGUAGUCCGACUUGUUGUAUGUCUAUUAUUCUUUUUGGGGCCGGCUCCAUGUGGGAAAUUGCUUUGGUAUCAUUAUGUAGAGUUGGCAACGCUGGGUGGGACAUUAGUGACGGUUGGUGGCGUAGAUAGGGCUGUUAUGAAAGAGGUUAUCAAAGAUGAGUACCAAGGUACGGCAUCUGCCAUUGUUCGAACAAUAUCCGGCAUUUCAAGUAGUGUAAUUCUCUUCCAGGUGUCAGCAUAUUUAACAGAAAAGAUUUUCGGCUACGUUCCCUCUAGGGAGUCGUUUGAAACAAUGGCUACGGAUAUUAAGGAGAGAAAUGCUGAAGCGCUGAGAAAGUCAAUGAUGUACAUCAUUUUGGCAGGCACAGUACUCAACGUUAUUUGUUAUGUUGCGAUGUUUUUUACGUACACUAAUGAUAAGGAGAAGGGUAGUUCGGAAACUAAGACUGAGUAG